Messenger RNA from Culicoides brevitarsis, 2587 nucleotides. Its product is annotated as protein SERAC1. Lineage: Eukaryota; Metazoa; Arthropoda; Insecta; Diptera; Ceratopogonidae. The record is from RefSeq and is a predicted model, not a curated record. The transcript has 6 exons. Bases 75 to 2342 code for a protein of 755 amino acids.
AAAAUCGUUCGAUGUUUUUUUAACGUUUAAAGCACCUUCUGUUAGCAACUAAGCACGGAAAACAUGACUGAACGAUGACAAAACAGUCCAUUUACGCGAAUUACAAGAGACUCGGCACUGGCAUUGGACUGACAUCGGCCCUUGGACUAAUAUCGUACGAGUUCUACAAGAUACACAAACAAAUAAACUCUGUCGUAAACACUCGGGUGCUCGAUCUGCACCGAAAGGGCCCUGAAUUCAUCUAUAUCAAGCAUCAUAUCUACCGAAAGUCACUGGAAAAGGAACUCAAAGCUCAACAAAGCAAGAAUUUCGUCAAUGUUAUUGUACAUCCCUUUGGAAAAUGGUGGAAAAAGUUCAAACAUUCACUCGCCUGGCGACUUCUGAGGAUGGCACAGGAGGGAAGUCAUGAUGAACGCAUCAAGGCAAUUCAACAACUCGCCUUGAUCGAUCAUCUGAAAGUGUUGUUAGAAGAUUGGGACUUUCAACACCUCGCUCAGUUAUGUGAUUACCGAACAGCAAUUGCUCUAGCACGAGCUGAAUGUGAUCUCCGAUGGUUUUUGCGUCCCCCAUGUUAUGGCGUGAAGCAAACCCCGUUGGAAACUGCUCUCAGCCUCAAAGCACUACUCGAACAAAUGGGUCCAAACCGUUGCAUCGAAUACGCGCUCGAAAAUAACUUGCAAAUUCAUCAGAUGCGUGACCCGGAAGGCGACACCGUUGUCGAUGGCAUGCGAUUAACGAAACACGAAAACGAAAUAAUGACGCAGGCACUUGAUGCGUUGUUACAUCUCACAACUUUCAAGGAUUUUUGUGAAAAGUUUAUCGAGGCUCGUGGAUUGGAAAUUCUAAUGGAAAUGGAGAAACUUGACCAAACCGACAUCAAUUAUCGUCUCACCCUGUGUCGAAUUGUUGCCAAUUUGACGGAAUUUAACGAUUUCAGUUAUGAUUUUUUCGUUACCGGAUGGAUUGGAAUCCUCGCAAAAUGGUCUCGUGAUGAAGACAUGAGAAUUCAGGUUACGGCAUCGCUCGCCCUUGCAAAUUUGGACAAAGAAGACAAUUUUCCGAUCGUUUAUCCGUCGAAAGUGUAUCCAUUGUAUCCGAGAAAUGAACGAAAACUCAAACCAAAUGUCGAUGUAAUUUUCGUUCAUGGGCUUUUGGGAGGUGUUUUCAUUACGUGGCGUCAAAAAAAGACCAUGACACCCGAAGUCAGCAGUAUCUCAAAUACAAAGUCGAAUGCCGUGUUACCAAGAAAAAUUAAAAAAAGUUUACAUUUUCCGGAUUUUUUUAAGAAAAAGGAAGAACCCGUUGUGGAAACUGUUAUUUCGGACCGUGGCGAGACACUAAUUCCGAUGAAGCAUGUAACGGAAGAUACAGUACCUAAUAUCGCAGAUACUCAAACGCAGGAGAUUAUAAAAGCACUGAAGGAGGAUGAGGGCAUCGGAAAUGAUUGGGAAGUGGUUUUUCAUGAUGUGCCAGUUGGAGCGUCAGAAAAUGACUCUGAUUCGUAUGCCGUGUCGGGAGAUGAAUGGCUUAACGAGGAAAGUCGAGAUGAUUAUACUUACUGUUGGCCAAUGGAAUGGAUUCCCGAAGAUUUUCCAAAUGCCCGUAUUUUAGGACUAAAUUACGAGUCUUCCCUCACGCAAUGGUACGGCACAAAUUGUCCCUGUCUCAAGAAUGCCAGUCAACUCAAGCCACGCGCUACCGAAUUUCUCGAUAAAAUAACCAAAGCCGGCGUUGGACAACGCCCCAUAGUCUGGAUCGGUCACAGCAUGGGUGGCUUGAUCAUCAAAAGUAUUAUCGUUCAGGCAUCCCAACAUCCCGACCCAGCAGUACAAAAUAUUUGUAACAACACGAAAGGAAUUAUCUUCCUCGGGACGCCACACAAAGGCUCACCCGUUGCCAAGCUCAAACAAAGCACUUCCGCCAUUCUCUGGGUAUCCGCCGAAGUGCAAGAUAUGAAAGAAGGCAACAGCACUUUGCUCAAACUCAAUGAAGAUUUUUUGAAAAUCAUCAAAAACGGCAAAGAAAACGUCGAAAUUGCGAGUUUGGGCGAAGGAAGACCCACAAUUAUGACGUCGUGGAAAUUCCCGUUGCUCAUUGUGGCUAAAGAUUCGGCCCGUUUUGAGCACGGCGAGUUUUAUCUCACGUCAGACGACCAUUUAGGCUUAAGUAAACCCAUGUGCCGACAAAGCUUUUUAUACCAAAGACUCGAAAAAUUAAUUCGAAAUGCCACGAAACCGGAACAAAGUGAGAUUGAUGAAGAAAACGCUCGAAAACAAGACAAACAGGAAUAUGAAAAAUUCGCCAAGCAACAAAUGUAUCAUAUGUUAUUUAAUUUUGGUUAGAAAUAAUUAUUUUUUUUUUGUAGAGAAAUAGAGAAAAAGACAAAUGAAUGACAAGCAAACUGAAAUAAAAGCGCUUCUAAGUAUAUUUUAAACUAAAAUUUAUUGACAUUUUCAAAAUAUCAUUCAUUUUUUUCAUAAAUCUUGCUAUCGGUGUUGAUUCAUUCUUCUUAAAACGUAUCACAUAUUUUAUUAUUCUAACUAUUUAUCUAAUUUUUGGUCGGGGUUUUGAUUUUUUUUUUUUUUGC